Molecule: messenger RNA, 2415 nt
Organism: Durio zibethinus
Lineage: Eukaryota; Viridiplantae; Streptophyta; Magnoliopsida; Malvales; Malvaceae
Product: guanine nucleotide-binding protein subunit beta-2-like
Biological process (GO): signal transduction
Molecular function (GO): protein binding
Source: RefSeq, a predicted model, not a curated record
UUGACUUUCAAACAAUCAUCUUCUUUAAACAUUUGGUUAUGUCAAAUACGUAUCUCCAAACUCAACAUAUAGUGCUGUAUUGGGUUAAAUUUUUUAUCCAACUCAAAAAAAAAAAAUUACUUUUCUGCUUUGGCUUCUGGCUUCUGUGUUUUCUUUGACACGGGAGAACUGACGAAGAUUUUUAUUUUGACAAUGGACGAGGAACAGAGAAUUUAACCAGGUAAAGAAGGAAAAAAAAGUUUGGGUCGGGGAGGUCCCAGAGGAGAUCCACGUGGAACAUGAGGUGGGCCUGGCGGCGUCAGUCAAACACCAUCAAAACCUUACCAAGCCAACCAUGAACCCUUCUCUUGCUCUCCUUCAGAAUCUUACUUACAACCAUUACCUUCACUGUAAAAAAAUCCUUCCUUUUUUUGGGUUUCUUUCUCUUUUAAUUUUGAAACCAUAGAUAGAUAGGCCUUGAUUUCGUAAGCUCACAAGAAAUAAGAUUAAAAACUAAUAAAAAUGGUUCUUUUUUUGAGUUAAAAGUUUUUAGCAAAAAAAAAAAAAAAAGAAAAUGUCAGUGGCGGAGCUGAAAGAGAGGCAUGCGGCGGCGACGGAGACAAUGAACAAUCUAAGAGAGCGAUUGAGGCAGAGACGCCAGCAAUUGCUCGACACUGAUGUUGCCGGAUAUGCAAGCUCGCAUGGGAGGACUCCAGUUACUUUUGGCCCAACCGAUCUGGUUUGUUGCAGGACCUUGCAAGGUCACACUGGCAAGGUAUACUCAUUGGAUUGGACUCCAGAAAGGAAUAGAAUCGUCAGUGCAUCACAGGAUGGACGCUUAAUUGUGUGGAACUCUCUGACAAGCCAGAAAACUCAUGCCAUAAAGCUGCCUUGUGCAUGGGUUAUGACAUGUGCUUUUUCUCCAACAAGUCAAUCAGUUGCCUGCGGUGGUCUUGAUAGUAUGUGCUCUAUUUUCAACUUGAAUUCACCAACUGACAGGGAUGGGAAUCUACCAGUAUCAAAAACACUUAGUGGGCAUAAGGGCUAUGUUUCCUGUUGUCAAUAUGUUCCAGAUGAAGACAUUCACAUUAUUACCAGUUCUGGUGAUCGGACAUGUGUUCUAUGGGAUAUUACAACAGGCCUGAGAACUUCUGUUUUUGGGGGAGAAUUUCAAUCUGGACAUACUGCGGAUGUGCUAAGUGUCUCAAUUAAUGGAUCAAACUCAAGGAUGUUUGUUUCUGGUUCAUGUGAUGCUACUGCACGGUUGUGGGAUACUCGAGCUGCAAGUCGAGCAGUGCGUACAUUUCAUGGUCACGAGGGUGAUGUUAACACUGUGAAGUUCUUUCCAGAUGGCAAUAGGUUUGGAACUGGAUCAGAUGAUGGAACUUGCAGGUUGUUUGACAUCAGAACCGGUCACCAGUUGCAAGUAUACUAUCAGCAGCCUAGUGAUAAUGAGGUUCCUCAUGUGACAUCCAUUGCAUUCUCCAUUUCUGGAAGACUUCUCUUUGCUGGAUACUCAAAUGGAGAUUGCUAUGUAUGGGACACUUUAUUGGCAAGGGUUGUUUUGAACUUGGGAUCUCUCCAGAACUCACAUGACAGCCGAAUUAGCUGUUUGGGUUUGUCAGCUGAUGGUAGUGCCCUAUGUACAGGAAGUUGGGAUACAAACCUCAAGAUUUGGGCAUUUGGAGGGUACAGAAAGGUAAUUUGAGUCCUAAGACAGGAAAUCGUUUCCAUAUUGUGAGUCCUCUCCACCUCAGGCCCAUUCUUCCUGAUGCAGUCCUUCCUGCAGUGUCAUAUCUGGAAGAUCCUUUUGUAUUUCAGUCAUGUUCGUGCUUUGGGAAACCCUAAUCUUGUAACUUUCAUGUCCGAGAGCCAAUUCGAUUAGUGCAUGAAGAAAGAUAAAAGGUAGCGUUGCUUGAGAAGCUGUAUUGGAAGAAAGGUUGAUUUGCAAUUUCUUAGCUUUGCUCCUGAUUGUCAUAAAUUUUUGUUUUCCUCAUAGUAACAAUUAAUUGUACCCUGAGUGCUACCAACUAAAUUGUCUUUGACUUUGGUUUUAAUCCCUUCCCCCAAUAUGUGUAAUGUAACAUUUGUCUUUACAGCGGGUCAAUGCUUCUUAACUGUCCAGAUUGUUAUAGCUCGGGAUUAGGCCUCCUUUCUGUUUAAUCUCCCUCAUGGCAUUGUCUGUGUCCGAUAAUUCUAUCAACCAGAAGCCAAAACUCUAGCAAAACCCUUUUCUAAGUGUGAUGAAAGCCCCGAUACUUGCAAAGCGCAACUGAUUCAAUAAACUAAAUCUUCUGUAUAUCGUUCGUAGCAUUCAUCAUCCUUCGUUGACCUGUUUUUUAUCAGGAUUAGGAAGAGUGGAAAUAAUCGGUUGUUUUUUUCUUCUUUUUUCUUUGCCAAAGAGCGGAGAUCGAGUAUAAUCCAAUUGCACCUAAA